Spirometra erinaceieuropaei is the source of this 4892-nucleotide messenger RNA. Lineage: Eukaryota; Metazoa; Platyhelminthes; Cestoda; Diphyllobothriidea; Diphyllobothriidae. The record is from the annotation of a GenBank genome assembly.
AUGGGUGAUCCGCAGGUAGGCUACCAAAUGGGCCUCUUUGACUUGGUGCUUACCCUUGACCGGGAGAAUAGUGAGCCAGUGGAAGUCGACAUGCCUUGUGAGGUCUGAAGCAAUUUUUUUCACACAGACGAAACACGCGUAUAUUCGCCUUUGCUUCUGUAAAUAAUAGUCCUUUAUGUCACGGUAUCCGCUGCUCUAGCACGUCGUACACAGGCCUCUUUUUUCAUCCUUUCUGUGCCUCAAAUCUAUUCCACCAAACUGUCAACGGGUGCUCUUCAAAGUUCUGCCUCCGCUGUCUAUUGUAUCCACAGUAGCUCUGCUAUCUCAGGAAGUAUUGACCGAAAUUCCAAAUUACGUUUUUAUUUCUAAAAGAUUAAUGAAAUAGGGUUCAUGCUGACCCCGUUGUGAAAAGCUCCGCGCCUCGGUGGGAUUCGAACUCAUGACAGCAAGGGGAAGGAUUUCGUACAGCUAAUGCUCUAGCCGCCUGAGUUACGUGAGUUUAAUUUCAUUUGUUUCACGUUUACCCGCCCAGCACACUGUAACGUCUAAAAUUCACUAAAUCUGAUGCAGUAAGCUGACUGCCCAAACAGAAAUUUCUAAGUACUCCACAUAGAAUCCACCAGAUGACUACCAGGUUCACGUAAUUCAUAGAUGUUUUGGCAGAUUUGGAUAAUUAAUAUUGCCUCAACUGUAAAAGAUUCGGCGCCCCGGUGAGAUACGAACCCAAGAAAGCAAGAGCAAAGCUCUAGUAUAGUAGGAAAUUCUGCUUGGGCAGUCAGCUUACUGGUUAAGAUCUGGUGGAUUCCAGAUGUUGUAGUGUGCUGGGUAGGCAACUUGACCCAAAUGGAAUUAUACUCACGUCUUCCGGUGGAGCCUCGCAGCUCAGGUGGCUAGAACGUUGGUUGUACUAGAUCCUUCCCCUUGCUAUCAAAGUUUCGAAUGUCACCGAGGCGUCGAGUUUUCCACAGUUGGAUCACUGUGAAUUAUUUAGUCUGCCAAAACAUCUAUUAAAUAGGGUUGUCAUAGUAAUUGUCUUGUCUCAUUAUGUAAAGAUGUUUCAGUUAAUUCAGGAUGUCGGCUUUCGAAAUAACCACAUAUCGACCUUUGGAUACAAUACAUUCCGCAAAAUAAGUACGUAAACGGCCUGAAUAUUCCACGUUGAUUUCUAAUACCCAUAUGAAUUAAAAUAUACUUCAUAGAAGACAUGCGUAAAAUAUCCUUUCUUUAACUCUUUCGGUGGAAAAUUACUCUUUCUUUAAAUUUUUCGUUGGGUGAAGUAGUUUCCUUUUAUUUUAAAUAAUAUUACCAAUUCUCGAGUAAGUUGGAUCUGGGCCUACCGUUACACUUGCAAAUUUCGUACUUUCCAUGCGAGAAAAAUCACCAAUGUUUAUACACUAAUAAGAAGAAUUCAUAUAGGGCUAAGAUACGUUUGUCAUGGAGAUAAGCCAUGUUGUCCACUUUGUUAACUGCAUCAGUAAGUGUCCUAUUGAGAUGCUGCGUAGACACUUCACAGUCUUAAAAAUCUCAAAAUUAGAAACUUUUCAAAAACUGAAAAAUGAUAUUUCUUCAAGUGCCACAUUUCAAGAAGACGUAAUUUACAAUCGAGUGAGUAAAAGGAAGAUUACGUUUGCAAGUGUUUCCUAUAAAAUGUGUUUGAAUCUGCAGGGAUAUCAAAAACCGAUAGGGAGAGUGUGUGAUACCUAAGUAGUCAUUGCUUGUGGACUUUAUUCGUUGCGAGCCGUCGAUAAGAAGCUCAUUCAAAGGCCGACACCCUGACAAGGUUGAAACAUUCUGGCAUUGCACAGCACGAUAAUUAACGCAACAAUCCUACCUAGACAGUCGUCUUGAAUUAAAAAUGCAUUUUGGAAUCUCAGUCCAGAUUUCACGAGAUAGAACAACACUGUACUUAACUUUACAGUGACUUAGAAUCCUGUUUGUCAGAAAAAGGUGACAGGCGGAAUUCGUUCGUAAGGUCGGUUGCGUUUUUCUCAACUCACCGCGUCCUAGAAGCCGCAGGUGCAAACAGAAUUCAUAAUUCAGGCGGCGCAAACGAAACAGCUCUAAACGACGCAGGUAUUGUUUUUGAACAAAAGAAUGUAGUUUUGAGAUGAGGCGUACUAACGGCAGUCCAUUUGAUAAUUUAGAAAACGACUGCACUGCCUAACGAACCCAUGAUCAUAACCAAGCGGCAUUUUAUAUAAGACAGUGUAACAUUCCCCUUUGAACAUUCCGGUUAUAUUGAAAAGUAGAAAUAUAAUUUAAAGCACAAGGGGGCAGUUUGUUUUUGAAAGAAUCCAACACCUCACAUCCGAACUUUAGCAUUUAGUCAUUGGAGAAUUCUAGGAGCUUAAAACCAUCAGAAACUGCGAUCAGUUUGUUUUUCAACCGAAAAAAACACGCCGUCUUAGUGAGUGCUGGAAAAUAACGCAUUAGGGCGCAUACAAAAAACGUUUCUUUGAGCAUACUGCUCAUCGGUUACUAAAGCGAGAGGAACAUCCUAUUCGGAGUGAAGUUACCUUCUGAUUACCACAAUUUGUCUUUAGCAAGAAAGAAUCACAUCUGCUUUUGAGUCAAGAUGCGCAGAAAAAUUGAACUCAUGAUUUGAUUCCACAUUUCCUUUUUCGAACAUGAAACGAGAUUUGAUGUUUAAGAUUCAUAAGACCUAGUUCAUAUUACCCGUCGUAGAUUCUAACCAAACAAAGCAAGGGAAUGGAAUUAAAAUUCAGGUGCCACGCGAAAUGCCUCAUAAUCCAUUUCUGAGAGUUUUAAUGGCAAAAAGUGACGUUCUUUGGUUCGUGAUUAUCAAUUCGAUUUUAAGAGGCUUAAGUAUUCACAGUAACUUUGAUCCUUCAGAUUUAUCCCAUCAAAUUUUCAAUUUAAAUUUCUCGUUUCGGCUGCAAAUUUCAGUGUAUUCGUAAAGGAAGGUAAUACCGUACAAUUAGCCUUGUUUUUAUUUUAUGAAUAUCUAUCGUGCUGUUUUUACACACAGAUGGAAUAUUUGCUUUGAGGACAGAUGAUAACAUCGACAGGCUUAACUACCUACAUGAUUUUUUAAUGGACGAGAUACAUUCAUCGAGCAGGUUACGGAACGUGCUCAUUCCGCUGUGUCUUAGUGCUCAAUCAAUUCGAGUCGCUCUCCACUACAACCCGAAGUCGUGGUCCCAUAGUGGAGUUCGGCCGUGCCACAACGGCACAUGGCAGCCCUAUUCAGGGAUGACACUGCCAGCCUCCACGAGGGGAAGGGCCUAGAAAAGGUGGCGUAGACAUUGCUGGGUACCACGCCGUCUCCAGGCUAGCCAGGGCCGCAGACGUCUAAACAUGGUCGAAACAAUCAAAAUCGAAACAACAACAAUACCAAUAACAACAACAACCAUACUCAUUCUCCUCAUCCUACCUCUUCUUCCUCUACCUCCGUCUAUUCUUCUGCCUAUUCUUCUCCUUCGUCAUCUUCUCCUCCAUCUCCUUCCCGUCGCCCCACUCGUCGUCACCAGACUGGCAGGGUGAGCGCGCUCACUCUGGCAGCCUGGAAUGUUCGUUCCCUUUUAGACAAUCCAAGGAGCAACCGACCGGAGCGGAGGACGGCGCUAGUGGCACGAGAACUGGCGCGCUACAAGGUGGACAUCGCCGCACUCAGCGAGACCCGUUUCUCCGAACAAGGCCAACUGGAGGAGGUGGGUGCUGGCUACACCUUCUUCUGGAGCGGUCGACCCAGGGCAGAGCGACGGGACGCGGGCGUCGCCUUUGCCAUUCGGAAUGACAUCGUGGGACGACUGCCCUGUUUGCCGCAGGGCAUCAACGAUCGCCUGAUGAGCCUCCGCCUGCCUCUCCGGGGAGGCAAAUUCGCCACCAUUAUCAGCGCCUACGCUCCGACGAUGACCAACCCCGACGCCGUCAGAGACAAAUUCUACGAGGACCUGCACGCCCUCUUGGCGACUGUGUCGAAGGCGGACAAGUUGAUUGUCCUUGGCGACUUUAACGCCCGCGUCGGCACAGACCAUACUGCCUGGAGAGGAGUGCUGGGUCCCCACGGUCUCCGCGGCUCAAACGACAAUGGUCUGCUGCUUCUCCGCACCUGCGCAGAACACCGCCUCAUCCUGACGAACACGUUCCUCUGUCUGCCGGAGCGAGAGAAGGCCACCUGGAGGCAUCCUCGGUCGCGUCAGUGGCACCUGCUGGACUAUGUCCUCGUCCGGAGGCGAGAUCAGCGGGACGUGCUGGUGACGAAGGCGAUCGCGGGUGCUGACGGGUGGACCGACCAUCGCCUCGUCAUCUCGAAGAUGCGUAUUCGCCUACAGCCUCGCAGGAGACCACAAGGUAAGCGACCCCCAGGUAAGCUGAAUGUUGUUUUGUUGUCUUUGCCUGCUCACCGUCUCCAUUUCAGCAAUGAGCUAGCUCAACGGCUCGACAACCUUCCUAUCGCUGCCGCCGCCGACGACGCCGCCGCUGCCGAGAACGCCUCCGUGGAGAACCGCUGGUGUCAACUGCGAGACACGGUCCAGUCGACGGCGCUCGCCGUCCUCGGUCGCGCUCCCCGCCAACACCAGGACUGGUUCGACGACAACGACGCCGCCAUCAGAAAUCUGCUAGCUGAGAAGAACCGCCUACACAAAGCCUACGUAGAUCACCCCACCGAUGCCACCAAAGCUGCCUUCUACCGCAGUCGCCGCCAACUUCAGCAACGACUGCGCGAGAUGCCGGACACCUGGACUGCUCGCAAAGCUGAGGAGAUCCAAGGCUACGCGGACCGCAACGAAUGGAAGAACUUCUUUUCUGCGAUCAAAACUGUCUACGGUCCGCCGACGAAGGGCACCGCUCCUCUCCUCAGCGCCGACGGCAACACUCUCCUGACUGAGAAGACGCAAAUCCUGCAGCGAUGGGCCGAGCAUUUUUGA